AGCCACAUAGGAACUCCAACGGCGAGGCUGAGGCCUGGUUGCUUUGAGGGGAAGACUGUGAAGUGACGACGACAGACGCUGGCAGCUUAAGCGCCUCUUUUCCGCCAUGGCUCGCGACGUGAAGAGCAUGUUGUCCAAAAACCUUCUCCGCAUGAAGUUCAUGCAAAGGGGCCUGGAUUCCGAAACCAAAAAGCAGCUUGAGGAAGAGGAAAAGAAAAUAAUCAGCGAGGAGCACUGGUUCCUGGAUCUACCAGAACUGAAGGAAAAGGAGAGCUUUAUAAUAGAAGAGAGAAGCUUUGCACCAUGUGAAGACCUCCUAUAUGGCAGAAUGUCAUUUAAAGGGUUCAAUCCUGAAGUUGAGAAGUUAAUGAUCCAGAUGAACUCUAAGUACAAGACAGAAGAAAUCGAAGAGGAAGAUAAUGCAAUGGAAGCUGAUGUAUCGGAUGAAGAAAUGGCCAGAAGGUAUGAAACCUUAGUGGGAACAAUUGGGAAGAAAUUCUUAAAGAAGAGAGACCGCCAUGCGCUGCAGGAGCCCAAGGAGGAUGAAAACAGUGAUGGGAGACCUAGCAAAGCAAAGAAAAUGUUUUUGAAACCCCAGGAUUAAAUGACACGGAUGAUUUGUGUGUUCUUUCGGUCGCAGAAAUCUAUUCUGUGUCACAGUAAUGCAAGUUAUUUUUGUAAAUUGCCGGAUCUCUUUAUAUCUCUUGGACAGAUGCAUUUUUCAGCGUAGAUGGGUACAUAAUGGAUGUUAUACAUCCUCUACUCCUUGCACACAUUUUUAGUGUGGGAAUGUAAACAGCACAAUGCGUGUAAAUAGAAAGGUUGAGGACACCUUUAGAUUAUGACUUUUUAAAGUGCAAGAAUAAUAUUUCAGAGAUGUAGCCCCAUCAGAGUUUUCCCUUUUAUUUUUUUUUCUUCAAAUGCUUUAGAAACAUAAACUGUUUCUCUAAAAGGAGAGGGGGAAUGAAAACUUGGGCCUAAAUUCAAAUUCUAGCCCCAAAUAGAACUGAUCUAUUUUAAAAAUUGCUAAAGCCCAUUAUGUAAAGCCCAUUGAUUCAGUGGAUCUGUUGAUACUAGCAAUUAUGUUUAGGCACUGAAUUUGUUUGCUUCUUUUUAUUAUUUGAAAAUAUUUUGGAGCAAUGGCUAUGUUUAACUUUUUAGGGCAGUUUUAAAUGUGUGCUACUUUUGCCAAUGUUAUGAUCUGUCUUAAAUAAAUUACUUGGCCUGCUAUUAAAAGCAUGAACCGGU
Sceloporus undulatus (fence lizard) is the source of this 1248-nucleotide messenger RNA. RefSeq names its product M-phase phosphoprotein 6 (gene MPHOSPH6). The transcript is spliced from 5 exons. NCBI's taxonomy places the organism in Eukaryota, Metazoa, Chordata, Lepidosauria, Squamata, Phrynosomatidae. Gene Ontology annotation, biological process: maturation of 5.8S rRNA. Bases 107 to 604 code for a protein of 165 amino acids. The record is from RefSeq and is a predicted model, not a curated record.